This is a messenger RNA of Mya arenaria, 2552 nucleotides long. RefSeq lists its product as uncharacterized. Lineage: Eukaryota; Metazoa; Mollusca; Bivalvia; Myida; Myidae. The transcript is spliced from 4 exons. Bases 289 to 2094 code for a protein of 601 amino acids. Gene Ontology annotation, molecular function: zinc ion binding; protein binding. The record is from RefSeq and is a predicted model, not a curated record.
UUUAAAAUCGAUCCAUACGGAAAAUAACCACUGGUCUGAGAAGUUAUAACCAUUCUUUGAUUCAUUGUCAUGUGUUCAUUAAAAUAAAUUUUGCAUGUAACAAUGAGUAGGUACUUCCGAAUCGGUGCAAUUUUCCCUUUUUACACAGGUUAUAUCGGUACAGCAAUAUAUCUUGUCUAUACCAGUUUAGGAUAACCUUACCUACCUGCGAUAAUUUCUGAUAAUGUUUAUCUCCAUGUGUGAUAUUGAUCGUUCAUCCUCUGUAUCCUUAAAUUUGGAGGAAAGGCAAUGGAGGUUCCUGGGAAGAAACUGCAGGCAGGAUUAAAUGCUGAGGACACAACCUACUGCCAGCCCUGUGAACAAGAUGACGAAAUCCUCCCUGCUGAGGCAUACUGUACCGUCUGCAAAGAGUUCUUCUGCUCUCACUGCGCAAAUGUCCAUAGGAAACAGAAAAUGACUAGAUCUCAUUUACUUCUUGACAAAUCAAAUAUGCCUACAUAUAUCAGUGGCAUUGAAGUUGAAUAUGAAUGCACAGCGCCUUGUGAUAUCCAUCCGAAAGAGUCUAUCAAUUUUUUUUGCAGCACCCAUCAGACCCUGAUUUGUGGACACUGUUCAGUACAGAACCAUCGAUCGUGUCAUGCUGAUGUCAUAUCAGAUCUCUCCAAGGCCUUCAAAGAUGGCCAAGAGUAUGGAGAUGUCAUUAAAACAAUUGCCAGGUUAUUUGAAGAGAUAAAUUUAUGCGCGUCUGAUGUGGAGAAAAACGUUAACGUUGUAGCAUGGUUAGCUGAAAAUGAAGUUUUCAAGCUGAGAAGAUACCACGAGGAAGUUAACAAGUAUUUUGAAGAAAGAGCACAGGCACUGUUAAAGCUUAUAGAGAAGAUGAAAAGCAAGGACGAAGAGCUACUAGGGUCUCUGAAACCGAAAUAUACAAACCUGAAGUCUAAGCUGGAGGAAAUAAAUGUCACACUCGAAGCACAAGAAAAUAACAUGAUACAGUUGUUCAUUGAGACGAAAAGGGUCAAGAAACUACUAGAGGGCAUGCAGAAUGAGCUUGCUGAUAUUAAGAAGGAAAACGUAAUUCACCACUACGAAUUCAGAAAGGAUCCAGCCAUAGAGCGUCUUAUUGCAUCUGACACUGGCAUUGGGACAUUAGAAAACAUAUUGACUGAAAACACAACCACAUCAGCAGAGAGCGACCGUGGCACAAUAGGACUUACAGUUCAGGGAGAUGGCCAAAUGAAAACCAUUGAAGCUGCCGAACAUACAGUGAGUCAGGCCACUGACCUGACUGUAUUGCGGUUUACACCAGCUAAAGACAUCCCAAUGAAGUCUCCAACUGACAAGACGGACUGCUACCUGUCUAGCAUGAUCCACCUUGCCGGGUCCAUGCUGCUAAUGGCUGACUUUCACAACAACAAAGUCAAUGUGGUGGAUAUGCAGACCAGCAACAUGGUCUUCAAGAUCAGUGUACCGGGUCAGCCAUGGGACAUAUGUCAUCUUCCCGGUGAUAGGGUUGCUGUUACUAUAGCCAAUAAGGGUAUUCAGUUGAUUGAGACUGGAGGGCAACUCACUCUUGGUGACCUUAUUAAAGUGGAUGGUGACUGUCGAUCUAUUGCUUACCAUGAAGAUAGGUUGAUAGUGUCCUUCUGGGCUGGAAAGGUAGCGGUACUGAAUAAGAAUGGGCAUGCCAUAAGACAUAUAGAUAAGGAUAGCAGUGGAAAGGAACUGUUCAAAUCUCCUUUUUACUUAACAGUAGUGUAUGAAAGUUCGACUGCUGUCAUUUACGUAUCAGACCAUCUAAAGAACACAAUUACAAAGCUUGACAUGAACCUUGACAUCAUCAGUACGUUCCAGGUCCCUGCAUUGAAAGGACCAGGCGGUAUCACGGCACUCGGGGACCAACUGUUAAUAUGUAGUUAUGGAAGUAGCACCAUUAUGAUACUUGAUUUGUCCACUGGUCAGAUGACACAACUGAUGGGGAAGGAGGAGGGGAUACGAAAGCCAAUGUUUGCCUACUACUCUCCUCAACAGAGCAAACUUAUUGUCACGGAAAUGUCGAACAAUUCAUUAAAGGUGUACAAUAAAAUCAAAUAAUAUCAGCCAUUGGGGUGCAAUGUUUCCAAACAUCAGUUGAACGUUCACCUUAUCUAUCGCCAUUCAGUUGUUUCAUUCUAACGAGAAUGUUACGUGGACCACUUCAGGAGACUAUUUUUCGAGAUUUUAUUUGUAUAGAACACCGGGUUUUUAGAUCUUAGUAAAGAAUACGUACUCAAUAUGAUUUGAUUAUUUUGUUUUAUUUGCAUUCAAAGUGCGUACGAAUUCAAAUGUUUUUUAAAUGUCAUCGAAAACAUAGCAUUAAUAUUCUAUCAGGAAGAAAUGUUGCUUUAUAUGCAUGUUUAUUUCUUUUAGAUGCAUUUACCUAUCUUAAAUAAAAGUGAUCAGUAUUUUUUUAUUCUUUAUUGGUUGGAAGCCAUUGCGUUGUACAAUUAUCCAAAUCUGAACCAUUCACAUUCAAUGUAUGGUAUUGCAUCAUGUCGCCGCUGUCUUUUUGU